AAAUAGGUCCUCCGGGGUCACCUCACCUUGGAUGGAAGAGAACAUGGCGGCCUCAACCACCCAGCCUUCAUCAUCGCCUCCUCUUCCUUCCCCAGAAGAAUCAACGAAGUCCAAGCAUCAACAAAACGGCACAGAGUCUCCUUCUGCAUCGACGCCUCCACCGCCUUCCGUGACACGGCUUUGGAGGCCGGUCGCGCAGCGAAACCUCAGGAACCAGUGGUCCAAAAUGGCUUCUUACAACCAAGAAUGGUCCUCCUCUUCUUCAUCCGCCAGGUCCCACGCGACGUCUCUCGUCAACUCGUAUCUUUCUCAAAGGUACAUGAAUGCCAUGGAGUUGGGUGUCCUGAGCGAUAUGCCGGACAUUAGGAAGAAAGCUUGCUGGAAAUUGUUUAAGCAGCAGGAUCUGCAUCGGAGAAAGCUUUUAUCAUCCUACAAGGAUAUGGUGGCUGUUCUUGUGCUCAUGGUCAACACCAGCAGAUCUAUGAGGAGCUUUAUUAAGGGCACUAGUAGUCCGCUUGUCCAAUUUUCUAGCUUUUCAGAAGAUAAGAAUGACAAUGGCGAUGGAGGGGGGAUCCCAGUAUAUACCUUUUGGUCAAUCUCUUCUUUUGAGGGCUUGGCAUAUGAGCUUGUUCAGAUGUUCAGAUUGGAAUUAAAUUUGAAGCGGCUUCUUGUUGUAGAGUUACUCUCCAUUAGUUCUGACGAAGUUUCGAUUAAUCGGGUGUGCUGGUUAGAUGAGCUCUAUACUGGAGAAUUUGACGAUUUAUGUAUAUGCGACUUGUAUUCCAAAGAAGUUGGUGAACCAGUUCGUCCAAAGAUAGAGGGUUGGAAAUCUGAUACAUCUGCUGAACAAUCUAAUUGUCAACCAGACCAGGAUGUUUUGCAGGUUUACUUAACAACUUGGCUAGCAGAGGUGAACAUAGAUACAUACAGGGUGGAUGAAAUUUUUGCCACAGUAGGAGAGGAAAUGCAUGUUAGCCUUACUUGAAGCUACGUCUGCAGCACUUGUACAAGAAAAAAGACACUCAGAAAGAUUGUCGCCGGUCUCGUGCCGGUGAGGGUUUCAUUCAAUAUCUGAUGGAAAAUGAAUCUCUUUGUUCUAACUUGGUAAUUUCCUUCCCUGACCGUGGGAGUGUUCAUAGCAUUCAAUCCUUGGUAUUCAUUCCUUUUCGGAUGGAGUCCAUUCGAAAUGAAAUGGGAGUCUUGUGAAGUUCAGGAUUGGAUGUAGAUGUUGGUGGCCCUCUGAAGCUAUAAGGCUUCUGAUGGUCCGAAAUGGGUUCGUUAAUGGGAUCUAACGAACCCAUUUCCACCGCGGAGUGGUCACGAAGGAGAUUCUGUGUCUGAUUGUUGUAUAAACAAGAUAGAUCAUGUCACUCAAAUAUGUUUGAUAUAUUUAUCAUGUAUGUGUGGACAAUGUGCCUGAAAUGUUAUUCCAGCCAGGUUAGCAA
Rhododendron vialii is the source of this 1445-nucleotide messenger RNA. RefSeq lists its product as uncharacterized. The record is from RefSeq and is a predicted model, not a curated record. Bases 32 to 985 code for a protein of 317 amino acids. The transcript is spliced from 8 exons. Lineage: Eukaryota; Viridiplantae; Streptophyta; Magnoliopsida; Ericales; Ericaceae.